Acaulospora morrowiae is the source of this 2142-nucleotide messenger RNA. The record is from the annotation of a GenBank genome assembly. NCBI's taxonomy places the organism in Eukaryota, Fungi, Glomeromycota, Glomeromycetes, Diversisporales, Acaulosporaceae.
AUGGAGAAUGUUAUGCUAUUCGAAUUGUCUUUCCUAAACAACCUUCCUCGAACUCAUGACACUUUCUCAUCUUUGUCAAUUGCAUUGCUCAACUUCCCACAGCAACAAGAGACAAUUCCUGUCCAAAAUUCCUGGAAGAUUCCAAAGUCCUCCACCAGCAGAUCUGAUAGCCCCGCAUCAGCAACAAAUAAAUCAGGUAAUGCCAAUGGUAGCGGAAAUAAUAGUCCAUCACCAGCGUCCAACUCCCCCACUACGUCGACGAAUGCAGCUCCGUAUAAUCAUCAGAGCUGGAAAGUUGUUGGAAGUCCGCCUACCAAUGUAAUUAGGUCUAUACCUCAAAGUCCAAAUGAAUUCCAAGUCUAUCAGGCAAAAAAAUCAGAUGAAGACAACUCGGAUCAAAAAUUGCGCAGAGCAUCAAGUAACUCCAGUACACCGCAACGAUAUUUAAAUGGAGGCACUGAUCUGUCUAGAUUGGUUUCAUCCAGUUCCCCUCCGCCAAAAAAUUUACAAAAUAUCCCUAAUGGAAAUGGUGAAAAUAGUGGUAAAUGGGGUACAUUGGGAUUACAGUGGCCUGGCCCGUCUUCAAUCUGGAUCGAAAAGAACUCACCACAAUCCGGUUCAGUAACUAAACAAGGAUCACGUACGUCGCCACCUCCUCCAUCCACAAAGAAUGACGAGGUGAAUAACAAUUCUUCAUAUGAAAGAGAUAUCAGCUCACCUCCGGGAAUUUCUGGAAAAUUACCAGUUCCUGUUCCUCCUAACCCACAAUAUCGCCAACAUCGAAGUCUUUCCUUUUCUGUCGGACAACAUGACACCGAUCUAUUUGGUUAUGCUCCCACUACAAAUCGUCGUGACAGUGAGGGUGGAUUGCGUUUUGCUUAUCGCCACUCUUUGCCAGUAAUGGAAGAGGAAACUGAUGACUUGUCGCAAUUUAACAUGAAAUUCCGUGCGCGUUCAAAAUCAUCUGCCGCUGCUUACGGGGCAAUCUCAGGCUAUUCGGACCUUCCUGGUGAUGAUAUGAGUGAAUAUAGAAGGGAUUCUGAGCAAUAUUCAGAUUCAGGCUCAAUCUGGAACAAUCAAGGACCCCAAAAUGACGGUCCUAUUCUUCAUCACAGACGUUCAGUACCCGGCACUUCUGAUUACGGAAUGUGGGAUAAUUUAAACGCAUCUAGACAACCCGCAACAUCAUCUUCGUACUUGUCGAUGAUGUCCGGCUUGCCUAAUAACGACCGACUAGAAAAAAUGAGGCAAAGACGUUUCUCUCUUUCACAAGUGCCGACAUAUAGUCAUGAUUAUCCGUAUAUGGAUGGGAACCAAGAUUUACGAAUGUUAAACCAUCGUACUUCAACAAUCGAUCCAUCAUUUGCUCAUCUUGUGCAAAGACGUCAUUCGGUGGCAGGACCUUCAAUUUCUUUUUCAGCCAAUCAGCCAACUAGAUAUCUAUCUGAUACAUUGGAAUCUCUCCAUCUAAGUAAUGUAUCGCAAGCCACAUAUACUAACGACACAGGGUAUCCUAGUAUUCCAGAAGACAUCGACGAUUAUUUUGAUAACGAUGAACACCGUACGAGAGCGUGGAAUGAACUUGGAAAGGGAUUACCUCUUCAUGCUGUUCCAACUCAUGGUCCGCUGUUUCUUGUCGAAUUUAAAGCGGGACGUACCGAUUUAUUUUACGUUGCGGAAAAUAGUGGUAACAUAGUUAAAAAAGGAGAUCUUGUUAUUGUCGAGGCAGAUCGAGGAAAAGACUUGGGAAAAGUCACGAACGAUUCCAUCAUGCCUCAUCAAGUGCAAUUAUUACAACAACAGCAGGCUGAUGCUAUGAGUGACGGUCAUCGCAUGAACAAGGAAAUUCACCCGAAACGUAUUUACCGAUUGGCCCAGCCGGCUGAAGUUACAAUGCUGGUUUCAAAGAGUCAGGAUGAAUCAAAAGCUAUGUUGGUCUGUCAGACUAAAGUUCGUCAAAAGAAAUUGCCAAUGGAAGUGGUUGAUGCAGAAUACCAAUGGGACCGGCGCAAGCUUACCUUCUACUUCAUCGCCGAGCGUCGUAUUGAUUUCCGUGAAUUGGUCCGUGACCUGUUCAAAAUUUACAAAACGCGUAUUUGGAUGUGUGCUGUCAAUCCUAUGAUUAAUAAGCCCAAGAAAUGA